AUGAAGUGUUAAUAUGAUAAAAAUGAAAGCUUAUAUGUACUUUUAAGUUAAACAAAAAAUGUUGAUGAAUCAAUCCUACAUGUCCUCAUUUAGAUAUUAAAAAGGGAGAACAAUUAAGACUGUAUAGAAUUUCUCUCAUAAGAUUAAAAUCAAAGGCAAGUCGAAUAAGAAAUAUUAUAGGUAAAAAUUCUUCGCUAUUAGAUUAGUAAGAGAUGUUAAAUGUUGAAAAGAAUGACAUUGAUAAAGUAUCAAAUGUUCUCAAAACAAUUAAGGAUCAUGAUUUCAAUAGAGAUGAUUACUCGGUUGAAGUAUAUGAAGAAAUUAAAGAAGAUCUAAUCAAAAAAAUAUCAUAGAAUAGGAAGAUUAUUGCAUUAUUAAAAUUUUUAGUUCAUCUUACUGCUUUAGAUGAGAGAUAUUUAUAAUGUGGAUCAAAUUCUCUUCAUUUAUUAGUAAAAAUGAAGGUUGAUUUAAAAGUAUAAUGUUUUGAAAAUAUUAAAAUUCGAAAUACUUCACUAUUAGGAGCAAACUUUGUAAGAUGUGACUUAAGUGGAUCUGAAUUUGACAAUGUCAAUAUUAGUGGAAUGAAUUUAAAUUAAAGCAAAUUAUUUAAUUGUAAGUGGAGGAAUUUAAGAAUACUUGAGGUGAUGAAGUUAAUUGUUCAUAAUAAACAGGUCACUUCAGUUAGCUUUUCUCCAGAUGGCAAGUCAUUAGCUUCUUGCCAUGAUGAUGGCAUUCGCUUGUGGGAUGCUAAGACAGGAAGAAUAUAGUCUGUAUUAUAAGGAAAGAGAUUGGCAAAAUCUGUAUGCUUCUCGCAUGAUAAUACUACAUUAGCUUAGUGUAGUGGUUAAUUUGUGUUUAUAUGGAAUCUUAAAGGAGAAAAAUAAAUAUCGAAAUUUAUUGGUCAUACUGACACUAUUAAUUAAGUUUGUUUCUCUCCUGAUGGUACUACUUUAGCAUCUGGUAGUGAUGAUAAUUCUAUUCGUUUAUGGGAUGUUAAGACAGGAUAAUAAAACGUUAAGUUAGUUGGACAUUAGAAUUCUGUACAAUCAGUCAGCUUCUCUCCUGAUGGUACGACAGUAGCAUCUGGUAGUGAUGAUAGAUCCAUCCGUUUAUGGGAUGUUAGGACAGGAUAAUAAAAAGCCAAAUUUUUAGGCCAUUAUAAUUCAAUUAAAUCAUUAUGUUUCUCUUCUGAUGGUGGAAAUUUAUUAGGAGGUGGAGAUUGUUCCUUCCGUUUAUGGGAUGUUAAAACAGGAUAAUAAAUAGCCUAAUUAGAUGGUCAUACUGCUUCAGUUUUAUCUGUCUGCUUCUCUCCUGAGGGUACUGCAUUAGCAUCUGGCAGUGAAGUUAACUCAAUCAGUUUAUGGGAUGUUAAGACAGGAGAAUAAAAAGCAAAAUUAAAUGGUCACACAGAUGUUGUGCUAUCAGUCUGCUUCUCUCCUGAUGGUACCGCAUUGGCAUCUAGUAGUAGAGACGGCUCUAUUUGUUUAUGGGAUGUUAAGUCAGGAUUAGAAAAAGCCAAAUUAGAUGGUCAUGAUGAUUCAGUUUUAUCAGUCUGUUUCUCUCCUGAUGGUACUGUAUUAGCAUCUGGAAGUGGAGAUAACUCUAUUCGUUUAUGGGAUGUCAGGACUGGAUAAUAAAAAUCUAAAUUAAAAGGUCACACAGAUUUUGUUCAUUCAGUCUGUUUCUCUCCUGAUGGUUCUACAUUAGCAUCUGGAAGUGAUGAUAAUUCUAUCUAAUUAUGGGAUGUUCAGACAGGUUAAUAACAAGCUAUACUAGAUGGCCAUUAAAAUUCAGUUCUAUCAGUCUGCUUCUCUCCUGAUGGUACAAUAUUAAUAUCUGGUAGUUGUGAUAAGUCUAUCCGCUUAUGGGAUGUUAAGACAGGAUAAUAAAACUAAAAAUUGGAUGGUCAUACUAACACAAUUUAUUCGGUUUGCUUCUCUCCUAAUGGCAGUACUUUUGCAUCUGGAAGUUCUGAUGGGACAAUCUGUUUAUGGGAUGCUAAGACUGGAUAAUAAAUAGCCAAAUUUGAUAGUAAUUAAAAUUCGGUUCAGUCAGUCUGUUACUCUUGCAAUGGUACUACUUUAGCAUCUGGUGGUAGAGAUGGUUCCAUCUGUUUAUGGGAUGUCAAGACAGGAUAAUAAAAAGCUAAAUUAGAUGGUCAUUAAAAUUCAGUUCUAUCAGUCUGCUUCUCUCCUGAUGGUACUAGAUUGGCCUCUGGUAGCGAUGAUAAGUCUAUCCUUUUAUGGGAAGCUAAGACAGGAUAAUUAAAAGCAAAACUAGAGGGCCAUUAGAGUUCAAUUCAAUAAGUAUGUUUCUCUAGAGACGGUACUACAUUAGCUUCUGGUGGUGGAAGUUUAUUAGAUGGCGGAGAUUGCUCCAUCCGCUUAUGGGAUGUUAAGACAGAACAGGAAAAAACUAAAAUAAACAAUUAUGACAAUUCAUUUCAAUCGGUUUUUUCCUCUUCCAUUGGUUUUAUAUUAGCAUCUGGUAGUGAUGAUAAUUUUCGUUUAUGGGAUGUUAAAAAAGGAUAACAAAUCUUACCUUCAGGUGAUCGUUACAAAGGUAUUUUAACUAAAAUUUCAACUCCUAUUAUUAAUACCUAUGAUCUUCUAAACAGUAGUAUUUCAUUUUACAAUUAUUUAGCUUCACCUAAUAUUACCAUACAUCAAAUUUCCUUACAUCCAAAUUUAGAAGUUUAAGGAGCUUUAAUCUUGAAAGGAGAAUUUCUAAAUUAUCAAGGUGUAGAUUUAAGAUAAUUACUCAAAUCUAAAGGUAGUUUGAUCAUAGAAAAUUUAACAGAAUAAAAGCAAAUGUGA
This is a messenger RNA of Paramecium octaurelia, 2816 nucleotides long. Lineage: Eukaryota; Ciliophora; Oligohymenophorea; Peniculida; Parameciidae. The record is from the annotation of a GenBank genome assembly.